CAUGAGCAACACGUCCUCUGAUUGGCUGAGCCGCUCUGAGGCUGUGUGUCUCUUCCUCCCGUUCAGAUGAAAAAUGUUAAAUAGACAUUUUGAUCCUCAGAAGAAUCUUUACUGAUUUCAGUUUCAGAGUUUUUAAAUCACAGAGAUCUGAUGAUGGAGGAGGAGGCUCUGUGCUGAGCUCAUGAAACCCUCUGAGGUCUCUUUCAUGUCGGAUUCAUUUCCUCCCUGCUGCAGCACUCACAGAGAACCAGAGAACCAGAGAACCAGAGCCUCCACAUGAAGCUCUGAAGCAUGGACGGGUGGAGCCCGAUCAACGCCACAGCCUCGGAUAACGAACGAUCCAGCUCCGAGGGGGACUACAUGGUGGAGCCCGGACCCGGAGGUGGAGCUCAGGAGGCGGCGGCGGCGGACAGAGAGCAGAGCCCGGACGGGGAGUGUGUGAUGGAGGACGGGGGCUCGGCUGCUGUGGGGUUCGGGAUCAGUGGGACCGGGGAGGGGAAGGUGGUGCUGGGUCGGUUCGGACAGAGGGACGAGAAAGAACUCAGGUACCUGCACUUGUUGUGGGAGCCCGGGCGAGCUGAGGGGGGGCCCGGCGGGGUCACGGGCAAGCUGGGGAAGAUGACGGGGAGCCGGGCCAGGAGGCACCACAGGACGGUCCGGAACCUCGGUCCCAUCAGCCAGGACGUUUAUGCUGCCAAGAGACUGAGGGAGGCAGCAAACAGCAACGACAUCGACACAGUUCGAAAGCUCCUGCAGGACGACAUAGACCCGUGUGUUGCAGACGACAAGGGAAGGACGGCUCUGCAUUUCUCUUCCUGCAACGGCAACGAGGGCAUCGUCCAACUGUUGCUGAGUCACGGCGCUGACCCCAACCAGCGAGACAGUCUGGGGAACACCCCCCUCCAUCUGGCGGCCUGUACCAACCACGUGCCUGUAAUCACCACGCUGCUGAGAGGAGGAGCUCGCGUGGACGCCCUCGACCGAGCAGGCAGGACCCCGAUGCACCUCGCUCGCUCUAAGCUCAACAUCCUCCAGGAGGGAGAUUCACGCAGCUUAGAGACGCUGAGAGGGGAAGUGACUCAGAUUAUUCAGAUGCUGAGGGAAUACCUGAACUCGAUGGGUCAGAGUGAAGCUACAGAGAGGCUGGAGCACAUUUCAACUCAGCUGCAGCACACACGCACCAAAGAACAGGUGGACGAAGUGACGGAUUUAUUGGCCAGUUUUACGUCACUCAGUCUACAGAAACAGAAUUUGGGGGACAGGUAGAAGAUGGAGUGUGUGGAGAGCUGAUGUGCUGCAUCUGAUGAAAAGACUGUUAUCUUUGUUUAAUAAAAAAAAAAGCUGAAAGUUUUAAUUCUCUGCACUUAAUUAUAUAUAUAUCCAUUUAAUGAGGGUAUGAAAAUAAAUCACAUCAGAAUGACUUCUCUUGAAAAGGAUGAAAAGAAACCACCUGAGGGGAAACCAUUCUCAGGAUCAGGCCCACAGUGCAGUGUGGCCUCAGCUCUCUACUGUGUGUGUGAGAGACUCUGUACGUGUGUGCGUGUGUGCGUGUGUGCGUGUGUGUGUGUGUGUGUGUGUGUGUGUGUGUGUGUGUGUGUGUAAAUCACAGCUAUGUGUUGACAUUUUUUCUUUAAGCCUGCCAACGUUAGCUUAGUGUUAAGAUAAUUAUGAGACAUGGAAGUAUUAAAAGUUUUCAUUGUUGCAUUUUCAGCCUCUCUGUGUCUCAUUGCCUUUUCUCUCGUGUUGCAUGUGAUGAUGUUGGUGCGUGAAACGUUCUGUAAAAACUGAUUUGGUUAUUGAUGGAAAUGAAAACAUGUGAAUUAAUAAAAUCAGUUUGUUUGGCUACUUA
Notolabrus celidotus (New Zealand spotty) is the source of this 1849-nucleotide messenger RNA. RefSeq names its product ankyrin repeat domain 54 (gene ankrd54). Gene Ontology annotation, molecular function: protein binding. NCBI's taxonomy places the organism in Eukaryota, Metazoa, Chordata, Actinopteri, Labriformes, Labridae. The record is from RefSeq and is a predicted model, not a curated record. Bases 292 to 1266 code for a protein of 324 amino acids. The transcript has 8 exons.